Messenger RNA from Triplophysa rosa, 869 nucleotides. RefSeq lists its product as uncharacterized. The transcript is spliced from 2 exons. The record is from RefSeq and is a predicted model, not a curated record. Bases 27 to 755 code for a protein of 242 amino acids. NCBI's taxonomy places the organism in Eukaryota, Metazoa, Chordata, Actinopteri, Cypriniformes, Nemacheilidae.
UUCCCCUGCUGACGGGGGAAGUCCAGAUGGCGGCACAACAGCUACCAUUCCAGAACCUGCUCCAGUACGCGGACCUCAAGAAGGCAAUCCUGGAACUGGUUGGCCUGAGUCCGGAGCAGCACCGGCAGCGAUUCCGCUCCCUGGAGCUCGGGGAGUGCGGCCACCCCUUCUCUUUUUCUCAUCAGCUCCGGGAUGCUUGCCGCAGAUGGCUGAUGGCCGAUGGUAGCUACUUCAACACCAUCUUGGAUAAGGUAACACUGGAACAGUUCGUCGGGCAGUUACCUAGGGAGACCGCCCAAUGGGUCCAGUGUCACCGACCGACGUCGCUGUACCCCUACCAUCUUUUUCUCUCUCUCUACCCUCUAUGUCCACCCCCUCUCCCCCCAAACCUAUCCCUUUUCCUAGGACCUGGGGGGAGUUUUUUGCCGCGGCCAGCCCCGAGGACCCGGACGUCGCCGGGGAUGGGGUCGUUAGGAGCCGUGAGGACCCCGGGGAGAUCCGCCAGCCAGUAUUGCACUGGGCCCAAUGCCUCUCCUGUACCUCCGCCCUCUCCUCGCCAAUUCGUUGGUCUGCUUCCUGCCGCUAGGGCGGCGGGGACUCCGGGUUCCCGACAACCCACAGGCUGCCCUCGGUCAAGACGGGCUGUAUCAGAUACCUUAAUUGGCGAGGAGACGGUUAAAAGCCGGACAACAAAAGACUGGAGGCAGAGAGAGACCGGCUGGGAACCGAGGAAGUGUCCGAGAGGAAGCCGCUGAGACGUUGCUUCCAGGACUGGAAUAUUGCGAGUGCUUACUGAAGAAGUGUACAGCGUUUUUGUUACAGUGCAGCAGCACCAUUAAGAUUUGUUGUUAAUAAAGUCUGACCUCGGU